Messenger RNA from Aphis gossypii (cotton aphid), 1816 nucleotides. RefSeq names its product sepiapterin reductase-like. Gene Ontology annotation, molecular function: sepiapterin reductase (NADP+) activity. Lineage: Eukaryota; Metazoa; Arthropoda; Insecta; Hemiptera; Aphididae. The record is from RefSeq and is a predicted model, not a curated record. Gene Ontology annotation, biological process: tetrahydrobiopterin biosynthetic process. The transcript is spliced from 5 exons. The coding region runs from base 707 to 1552 and encodes 281 amino acids.
UAAAAGCACAGUUAAACUAGUUAAAGUAAACGGCAAAUUGAGCAAUAAAAUAAAAAAUAACAAACAAAAUUUCCAAAAGCAACAAAUUUACCGUAAUUCACUUAUUUCCUAUUAACUUACUAUUGCCUAAUCAGUAAUCAGUAAUCACACUAAUCGUCUAUCGUCUAUAUCAAUUUUCAAGACAGCUCAUGAUAAUUUUCUAGUGGAGUACUGGAAUACUAAACUAUAUAGUAGUACAUUCAUCUGAGGGUAAACACUUAACGCAUCAUUUAUUGACUACUUAUACAAUACAAUGCGAUAUUAGUCGUGAUGGACUCUUGUUGCGUGUCGAAUGAAUUGCAGACAUUAGACCCUUGGCCACAGCUAACAACAGACACGGUAGAUUUUCAAUUCGAAAACAAUUUUACCACCAACCAGCGCUCAUUCCAACCAUUGCCCGACAAAGAAGAAUACUUACAGCGUUUAGAGCAAAAACUGAAAAGACUGAAGAACAGUUCACAGUCUGAUAAUACAAAACGUCGUCAAAUUGUUGAUCAACUGUGUGAAGCUCGCAAAUCGUGUUUAGAACAUUUGGUAGAUUCAGAUAAUAUAGUGUUUGAAAACGAGCAGCCCAUCACUCAACCAUCAGGUCUUUCUGCUUGGAUCAAUCCAGAACAGCCUUUAUCCACAACUGAAACUCAACGAUUAAUCGAACAAGAUACUCAAGAUGAAUGAAUUUUGGAGUCGUCGUACUUGCGUUAUUUUGACUGGUGCUAGUAAAGGCAUAGGACAGUGUUUGGCUGUAGAAAUUGGUAAACUUCUGGUUCCAGAGUCUACCAUUGUUCUUAUGGCAAGAGAUACAAAUGGUCUAGAAAAAACCAAAGAAAUGGUGAACAAAGAAAACAGUGACAUUUUGGUAGAGUAUUAUAGUGUGGAUUUCUAUAACUCCAAUGCAACAAUGUUUGAAAAAAUCGUAGAACCUAUUGAUUCAACAAAGUAUGAAUUAUUUUUAUUGAUUCAUAAUGCUGGGUCAGUUGGUAAUCUAGAUCAUCUUGCUGCCGAUAUGAAUGAUCCUGACGAAUGGAACAAAUAUAUGUUAUUGAAUUUAUAUUCAGUAACUUGUUUAACGAGUGUAUUUUUAUCUAAGUUCAAUUCAGAUACAGCUGAAAGAUGUAUUGUCAAUAUAACUUCAUUACUAGGUAUUGAACCAUUUAAAUCGGUUGGAUAUUAUUGUGUUGGAAAAGCUAGUAGAGAAAUGUUCUUCCGCGUAUUGGCUUUAGAAAACCCUACAUUGAACAUUCUUAGCUAUUCUCCUGGUAAAAAUUUGUUAGAUUAUUUAUUUUUAGUUCUUAUUAAAUUAAAUUGUUUGUAUUUUAUUUUAGGUCCUGUGUUGACUGAUAUGUAUACAAAUAUUAGUUUGAAUUCAAAAGAUGAAGUAGUUCGUGAACAAUUUACAAGUGGACAGCAAAAGCAAUAUAUUGUAAAAGUAGAAGACACUUGUCAAAAAUUAGUGAACAUAUUAGCUAUGAGAAGUUAUAAAACUGGCGGUAGAGUUGAUUAUUAUGAUAAAUAGUUUUAUUCUGUAUAAAACUGUUUAUUUACAUAAUAUAUAUUAUUGUUUUUAAGUUAUUUUUUUAUAAUAUGUAUCAUUUAUUAAUAUUGAUUUAUGUUUUUAUGACAGGAAUAAAGAAUUCCUCCUUUAGCUUUAUAUAAUAAUUAUUUAUGUAGGUUUUACUAAGUUUAUAUUAUUAUACACAGAAUACCGCAUAUUAUUAAAUAUUUUUAGUUGAAUUUUCUAAUAUUGUUAAAAUAAAAGCAUAAUAUGAACAUCUUUUUA